Messenger RNA from Botrytis deweyae, 672 nucleotides. RefSeq lists its product as uncharacterized. Bases 1 to 672 code for a protein of 223 amino acids. The transcript has 3 exons. Gene Ontology annotation, biological process: transmembrane transport. NCBI's taxonomy places the organism in Eukaryota, Fungi, Ascomycota, Leotiomycetes, Helotiales, Sclerotiniaceae. Gene Ontology annotation, molecular function: transmembrane transporter activity. The record is from RefSeq and is a predicted model, not a curated record.
AUGUCCGAAACCAAGACUCCAGCCGGAGUUUCCGUGAUACAGCAAUCACCCUCCACAGAAACAAACACACAGUCUACCCAAAUCGAAACUGAACAGCAAACUGAAUAUGUCUUCAAUCGUGACUACAGAUUCUGGUGCAUCAUCAUUGCUCUCUGCACGAUGCAAAUCCUGUGUUCGCUUGAAAAUACCGUUGUUGUGACUUCUCUACCGACGAUUGUUAAGCAUUUGGAUUUGGGAAGUAGUUAUGUCUGGGUUACUAAUUUAUUUUUCCUUACUGGCGCAGUAACCCAGCCUCUAACCGGUCAACUAGCCGGUCUUUUCGGCAGAAGACACAUCGCGCUCCUCUUCGUCGCGUUGUAUACACUCGGUAGCGGCAUCUGCGGGGGUGCAAACACCCCCGCAAUGUUGAUCGCUGGUCGUGCAAUACAAGGCGCGGGAAGUGGAGGCAUGACUGCGAUUAUGGGGAUUGUGAUUUCAGAUUUGGUGCCGCUGCGUUGGAGGAGUGCGUAUCAGGCGAUUUUAGCGGUGACGUAUGCGUUUGGGAUGGCGAUUGGACCGGUUGUUGGGGGGGCAAUUGUGCAGAGGACGGAGUGGAGAUGGGUGUUUUAUAUCAAUCUUCCUAUUUGUGCGGUUUCGUUUGCGCUUUUGUGGUGGUUUCUGAGGGUUAAGUGA